Mesorhabditis spiculigera is the source of this 705-nucleotide messenger RNA. NCBI's taxonomy places the organism in Eukaryota, Metazoa, Nematoda, Chromadorea, Rhabditida, Rhabditidae. The record is from the annotation of a GenBank genome assembly.
AUGAAGCUGCUUGUGUCGUACCCGGCGACGGGCCAGAACAAGGUUUUCGAGAUCGAAGAUGAGAAGCGAGUGCGCCCGUUCUACGAGAAGCGCAUGGCCCAGGAAGUCGAGGCCGAUUCCCUCGGAGACGAGUGGAAGGGAUACGUUGUCCGAAUCACCGGAGGCAACGACAAACAAGGCUUCCCCAUGAUGCAGGGAGUGCUCACCAACGGACGUGUCCGACUACUCCUGAAGAAGGGCCAGAAGUGCUACCGCCAGCGACGAACUGGCGAGCGCAAGAGGAAGUCCGUCCGUGGAUGCAUCGUUGACCAGAACCUGUCCAUCCUCAACCUCGUCGUCGUCAAGAAAGGUGACGCUGAUAUCGAGGGCCUCACCGACACCGUCAUCCCCCGCGUGAAGGGACCCAAGCGCGCCAGCAAGAUCCGCAAGCUUUUCAACCUCGAGAAGGAUGAUGAUGUCCGCAAGUACGUCAUCCGCCACGACAAGGUCCUCAAAAACGGCAAGACUCGCUCCGUCGCCCCGAAGAUUCAACGCCUCAUCACCCCCCGUGUCCUCCAGCACCGCCGCCAAAUCCGCUCCCACCGACUGAAGCAACAACAGAAGGAGAAGGACGCGCGCAAGGCCUACGAAGUCGUCCUCGCCAAGUACCGUGCCGAGCAGAAGGAGCGCAGGAAGUCCGGCAGCAGGUCGUCCAUCUCCAAGAAA